UUGCUGGAUAUAUAUGACAGUGUGUUACUGGCCAUCGAGUCGAGCUGAUCGAGAAAAGAGAAGAUAAGAGGCUGGCCCAACAAUGAAGCUGAGAAUCUUUAUGAGAUACUUGAUCCUCGCGGCAACAUUGACCGUCACGCUUGCUACGUUUGGUAAGGAGCACGUGCAUAUUAGGAUCCACGUGCCAGAGAUAAUUCAACACGAGGAAAAGAAGGUGAUAAAAUACGAAGAUCAUGGUGGACACGAUCACGGAGGUGGAGGAGGUGGGGGAGGAGGUGGUGAUACGAUAAUAAUUACAUCGCCUGGAGGAGGUGGUCAUAGAGGUGGUGGUCACGGGGGCGGAUUUGGUGGAGGACACGGAGGCGGAUUUGGAGGAGGACACGGAGGUGGAUUUGGUGGAGGAUUUGGUGGAGGACACGGAGGUGGCCAUGGAGGAGGCGGUUUCAGCGGACAUGUCAGUUUUGGAGGAGGUGGCGGCCAUGGAGGUGGUCAUGGAGGUGGCUUUGGAGGUGGCCACGGUGAUGUAAUAAUAUCAAGUUCCGGAGGAGGCUACGGGUAUGGCGGCGGAGGAGGAUUCGGCGGAGGCGGCGGUGGAUCGAUUAUCGAGCACCACGGAGGCGGAGGAGGAGGAUUCGGCGGAGGCGGUGGCGGAGCCAUAAUCGAGCACCACGGAGGCGGAGGAGGAGGAGGAGGAGGAUUCGGUGGAGGAGCCAUAAUCGAACAUCAUGACAGUGGAGGAUUUGGAGGCGGAGGCGGUGGAUACGGAGGAGGAGGAGGAGGAUACGGUGGCGGGGGAGGAGGAGGAAUCAUCGAACACCACGGUGGCGGAGGAGGAUUCGGAGGCGGAGGCGGAGGAUUCGACGAUCAUCACGGCGGCGGAGGGUUCGGAGGAGGCGGAGGUGGUGGAUACGGAGGUGGCGGAGGAUUCGGGGGCGGAGGAUUCGAUGACCACCACGGUAGUGGAGGAUUCGGUGGUGGUGGAGGUGGUGGUUUCGACGAUCAUCACGGUGGAGGAGGAUUUGGGGGUGGAGGCGGAGGAUAUGGAAGCGGAGGCGGUGGAUUCGACGCACACCAUGGCGGAGGUGGCUUUGGAGGCGGCGGAUAUGGGGGUGGCGGUGGUGGGUUCGAUGACCACCAUGGUGGCGGAGGGUUUGGGGGAGGCGGCGGGUUCGGUGGUGGCUAUGGGGGUGGCGGCGGUGGCGUCGAACACCAUGCUAUUAGCAACAGUAUAUCGUCGGGAUUCGGCAGCAGCGGGCAUGGGGGCGGCGGUGGCGGUGGUUUCUCAGGCUACCACAAGAAAAAAUAAGAACUGUGGUAUUUCCGAUCGUAUUUGACCGACUUUUUGAUAUCGAAACGAUCAAACGUGUUACUUGUGCCGGGUUUUCAACGCGCGAUCGUUAACAUCACGUGAUCGUGAACCGUUCCAGCACUGCAACGCCGAUUCAAAACGAUCGUUCCGAUUUCCCCUCAUUCUCGACGAUCGACUUGUUUUCCCUCUCGUCGAUACUACUUCGAGAGACUCUCCAUUUGUCAUUUUUACUUUCGUUUUUUAGAUGCACGGAUUUCAUGUUAUCCUGUGAUGUUGCACGUAGCAGAGGAAAUGGAAAGUUUUAGAAAUUCGAUCGAACAAAAUUAAUGUAGCCAUACCAUGUUGUGUCCGAUUUAACGCGCCAAGUGAAAUCGUGAUAAAAGGAGAAGAUGGUUAAUUUUUUUUUUUAAUAUAAUGGAUGGAUUUUGAAAAAAAAUUUAGGCACGAGGAAAUGAAAUUAAUGGAUAAUUUUUUUCUUCUUUUGCAAUUUAAUUAUGAUCGUUCGAAGAUUGAUCAUACUCACAAUUCCGUCCAAUGUUUUAAUUAUUUUAAUGCAUAUGUCUUGCAAUUGCGACACAUCUACGUGAUUGUUUACUACUCGUUAUUGCGUUUUGUAUAUAUUAUAAGUUGUGUAAAUAUUUUUCAUUUACUGUUAUUUUUUUAAAUAAAAUGUUUUGUAUAUG
Messenger RNA from Apis mellifera (honey bee), 1992 nucleotides. RefSeq names its product glycine-rich cell wall structural protein-like. The coding region runs from base 83 to 1306 and encodes 407 amino acids. NCBI's taxonomy places the organism in Eukaryota, Metazoa, Arthropoda, Insecta, Hymenoptera, Apidae. The transcript has 5 exons. The record is from RefSeq and is a predicted model, not a curated record.